Lolium perenne is the source of this 765-nucleotide messenger RNA. Its product is annotated as EPIDERMAL PATTERNING FACTOR-like protein 2. Lineage: Eukaryota; Viridiplantae; Streptophyta; Magnoliopsida; Poales; Poaceae. The record is from RefSeq and is a predicted model, not a curated record. Gene Ontology annotation, biological process: stomatal complex development; guard cell differentiation.
CAGCCGCAGCCGGGAGGUCCUCUCCCCUGCAGCUUCACUUCUGUUCUGCUGCCUCCCCCAUCUUCCUCCUCACUCCCUCCUCUAGAGGUAGAGAGCUACAAGCCCCCCGAAUGGGCCGCCGCCGGCGGGUCUUCCUCCUCCUCCUAUUCUUCCUUUUCUUGCUGGUUGUUAUUUUGAUCCUCGCCUCAGCCGCCACCGCUACCCACAGCAGCCAUGCCAAUGCGCGGGCCGCCAUUGCCGAGGAGGUCGAGGAAGGCGUUGGCGUUCAGGCCAUGAUGCUGAGGAAGACGAUGCUGGGGUCCCGGCCGCCGAGCUGCGAGGGGCGGUGCCGGUCGUCGUGCGGCCGCCGGUGCGAGGCCGUGCAGGUGCCCGUCACCCCGCACGACCUGCUUCAGAUGCUGCGCGACAGGAGGAAGAAGAAGACGUUGCAAGAAGCGGGAGCAGGAGGCGGCCGCAGCAGUGGCGGCGUGUCGCUGCCUUCCUCCUACGACGACCGCUCCAACUACAAGCCGCUCGGCUGGCGAUGCAAGUGCCUCCACUCCUAGUCCUAGCAAGCACCCCUCAUUCUCCUUUCCGAAGUUGCCCCUCAGCUUGGCCUCUUGAUUAGUAUCUCCUGUGCAUAUACAUAUGUGUGUAGUACGUACGAAGCACCUCGUUACAUGAUCGGUGUAUGGGGAUUAAGUAAGUAGAACGAAAGAGAGGUUGCUUGUCUUGCUUAUUUUCUAGCUAGCAUGCAGCUUGUUCAUGACGCUGGUGAUACAUCGA